ACCACUUUUGGAUACUGUGGUAGUGGUAGCUAGUCUUCAUGAAGUGUGUUGUGUCUUUAGCAGUAGGGUCUUACUUUUAAAUUCUGGGAGGCAGCCAAAGACAAGGGCCUGUACUAUUUGGGGGAAUCUCUUGAACUCCCUUUAGCAACAGUAGAGAGGUUUCCCACACUUGGCACUGAUGUUUUUGUUAGAUAGUCUGUGUCUCUGUGGGGGACAUUAUCCCUAAGUGGUGUACCUUCAUUCAAACAUGUAUGUAUGUCUGUGUGCCUGUGUGAGUGCCAUCUUGAACUUAGACUUUAGCAUUUCAGAAUUGUCACUGUAUAUACUAGCAGAAGACUCCACUGAUAAAGGUGCUUUCUGCCACACCUGCGAACCUGAGCUGGAUUCCUGGGACGCACACGGUGGAAGUGGCAAAGCAGCCCAAACAGUUUGUCCUGUGACUCCCACGUGUGAAUUGUGAGCACACACCACACACACACACACACACACACACACACACACACAUACAUGUGAGACACGUUUGGGGCUGUUAAGAAUUGUUGAGUUCCUGGGACUCACAUGAUGGGAAGAGAGAACUAACGCUCAGAAAGUGUCCUCUUCCUUCCACCUGUGCCAUGGCUUGCCCACCCCCUGCCCCAUACAGAAAAUGGACGGUGCAUUACUAAGCUGGAGAACAUGGGGUUUCGAGUGGGACAAGGAUUGAUAGAAAGGUUUACGAAAGAUACUGCAAGGUUCAAGGAUGAAUUAGACAUCAUGAAGUUCAUAUGUAAAGAUUUUUGGACUACAGUAUUCAAGAAACAAAUUGACAAUCUAAGGACAAAUCAUCAGGGCAUAUAUGUACUUCAGGACAACAAAUUUCGACUACUUAUUCAGCUGUCUGCAGGAAAACAGUAUUUAGAACAUGCAUCCAAGUAUCUAGCAUUUACAUGUGGCUUAAUCAGAGGUGGCUUGUCAAACUUGGGAAUAAAAAGUAUAGUAACAGCUGAAGUCUCUUCAAUGCCUGCCUGCAAAUUUCAGGUGAUGAUACAGAAGCUGUAGAGUGAGGUGGCGAGUCCUGGGCAGAGCAUUGCACAUCCUGAUUUCACCUCAUCGUUGGCUAUCUUCGUUGAAGCAAAUUGUUCUCACCAGAGUCGCAAAGUCAAAUCAAAGUAGAUACAGGUCCUUUGACUGGGACAGAGACUAACUGAACUGUACAGAGUGAUUUCAAAGAACUAGACACCAAAAUGCAAGGCUCUUCAUUUUAAACAUCUUUAUUUCCAUAGAGUGAUAAGCAUUUGACUAUCAGUUGGGAAGUGAAACUCAGGGUGUGUUGAAUUGCUGUAUAAGAAAAUAUGCACCAAUCAGAAUAGUUUGUAUUCAAAUGACCAAAAUUUGUUGAACUAUAAAUCUGUUUUAGUUAUUUAAAAAAAAAAGGCACUGUGUUAAAUUAAGCUUAAUUUUUAUUAUAUUGCUUAUAAUUUAUUUCUAUUGAGAGGAUUCAUAUGCUUAUGUAAGGAUUUCAUUUAUACAUUGUGUAUAUAUGUAUAUAUAAAUACAUGCAUUACUGUCUAA
Mastomys coucha (southern multimammate mouse) is the source of this 1551-nucleotide messenger RNA. It is a transcript of the gene Trappc6b, whose product is annotated as trafficking protein particle complex 6B. Gene Ontology annotation, biological process: endoplasmic reticulum to Golgi vesicle-mediated transport; regulation of GTPase activity. Bases 676 to 1038 code for a protein of 120 amino acids. Gene Ontology annotation, cellular component: cis-Golgi network; trans-Golgi network; TRAPP complex. Lineage: Eukaryota; Metazoa; Chordata; Mammalia; Rodentia; Muridae. The record is from RefSeq and is a predicted model, not a curated record. The transcript is spliced from 6 exons.